Sycon ciliatum is the source of this 3007-nucleotide messenger RNA. RefSeq lists its product as uncharacterized. Gene Ontology annotation, molecular function: ATP binding; protein serine/threonine kinase activity; protein binding. The transcript is spliced from 2 exons. Lineage: Eukaryota; Metazoa; Porifera; Calcarea; Leucosolenida; Sycettidae. The record is from RefSeq and is a predicted model, not a curated record. Bases 80 to 2266 code for a protein of 728 amino acids. Gene Ontology annotation, biological process: protein phosphorylation.
CGGACUAUGAGUAUGAGUAUGAUGUAGUUCAAAAUCACUUACCUCUAGACUAUAGCAGUUCUGUUUCGAAUCGUUCCCAAUGGCCAGCUCUUCGGGCCAGAGGAGCCAGGUCUCCGCCGAGAACCUAGUCCCGUCCAAGUAUUUGCUACGUGGCGUGGACCAGGCCGAGCAUAUCUUAGGACGAGGUGCGUACGGAGUGGUGUUUUCAGGGGAUUGGCGUGGCACUCCUGUAGCGAUAAAACGACACCACCCCAUUCUUGUCCUCGAUGAACAUGGACAGUUCUCCACAUUCUACCGACAGUUUCUGCAAGAGUUUCCGAUGUUGAAGGAGUUGCCACAUCCGAAUAUUGUUCAGGUGUUUGGCAUGGUGGCAGCGACUGGACCUUACGACACACCUGGAUUGGUCAUGGAGUGUCUUUCGCAGACGUUGCGUAAACGUUGCAGCGUUCAGCCAGCGUUAUCUCUGUUGGAAAAAGGCAGCAUCGCUCUAGGUGUAUCUUCUGCCUUGGAUUAUCUGCAUAGUCGCAGUAUCAUCCACAGGGAUCUGACGACCAACAACAUUAUGCUGUGUGAGGUGGUUGAAGCUGGGGAAGUGCAGCUGAAGGCAAAGAUUACAGACGUUGGUGGAGCUGCAGAGCUGGAUGACAGGACACAGGCGCAGAUGAUGACAAUGAACCCUGGAGCCCAGACGUACAUGGCACCAGAGACCCAGCGUGUAUCCAAUGAGCCUGGCCGGGCGCAGUACGGUACACCUGCCGAUUGUUACUCGUUUGGUGUGUGCCUGCUGGCCAUGUGUGUAGGCAAGGAGCCUCCCAACAUUUUCGAACUGGCACGCGAGGGAAGAACGAGAGAUCUCCGAGCUCUUGGCUCUGACCAUCCGCUUCAUGACAUGAUCAGCAGGUGUUUGAAAGUGGAUCCUGCUCAUCGUCCGAACGCGACCGACAUUUGUGCCGGUAUCGGAGCAGUGACUGAGAUCCUACGCAGGCAGCAGCAGCCUGCAGCUAGCAGGUCCACAGCUGCAGAUACGCAGGUGGACGUGAGUAAGCCGUCUCCCGACCAAGCCGAGAUUGCACGUCUGCGUCAGGAGCUGCAGGAACAGCUGCGUAGUGCUGAACACCAGCGGGACACGGCUCAGCAAGCUAUUCAGGAUCGGACGGCCCUGCUUGCGGAAAGGGACGAACUGCUGAGGGAGCGAGAUGCAGCAGCUCUACAGCUCAGCGCUAGUGCCGAAUCAGCAGACGUGCACAGGGCGAGAGAAUCGCUGAUGCAUAUUGCAUCCCUGGAAGGAGAGGCUGGCUUGCUGGCUCGUUAUUCACUUCUUCUUGGUCCACCGCCGUUGCCAACAGAUGGAACCCGGCCAAAAGCCACGUGGAAGACUGUCGGGAAAUUUCCAAUUCCAGAAGGUGAGCAGGCACUGGUGUAUUGCGCUGCAUGUGUUGAUGGGAAGGUCAGUGUUGUUCUGAUGGCUUUAAGCAACAACUACGCGUGUAGGAUUGUCGGUGCUGCUGCAAACAACCUUGCGGAAACCGCCUGGGUCGAUAUAUACCCGCCGGAAAAUGUCCGUGGCGAUCCCGGCGAAUCGAUUGUGUACUCCGUUUUGCCGCAUAGUGGUAGCCUGUACUGCCUGGCAUUCCACUCGGUCAGGCCAGCCAUUCUUUACAAGUGCUUGCAAAAUGAUCAGUGGCGGGAAGUGGCACGACUACCGGAGUUUCGCACUAGAUUUGGUUUGACUUUCUUUGACACCCAAUUCAUAGUCGUUGGAGGCUCUACUUCUACGGACACCAGCGUCUUUGUUCCUGGUCAAUCGGAUGUCAUUUCCUUCGAUCUGACUGAGGGGAACACAGAGUGGGUUGCUUGGCCGAACCUACCUGCAUCUGCCGGCAUGCUGCUUUCCCCGCGAGCUAUCGUGUAUGAUGGCUACCUGCAUGUGUUUACAGGUGCUCUUGACCAGCCAGCUGCUACACACGUAGUCUUCUCAACGCCGGUUACACAGCCUGUGAGAUCACGUACCUGGUCUAGCACUGUACUGCCCCAUCCACCGCUCAGGGAGUUACUUUCACGGCUUUUAAACGGUUGUUUGAUUUGCUUUAAAGACGAAGUUGGCAUUGGUCCAAGUCAGGGAGAAACGAUCUUCAUGCUGUCACCAGUUUCUCGCCGGUGGGUUCCACUCCCGAACACCGACCUCUUGAACGGCCAUCCUUGUAAUGUUGAUGGCCGUUUGGUAGUCUUUACGCCAAGUAAAAUCAAGCAGCUCUGCUGGGAGUAAGUACCCGCAAGUAAACCAAGAGGGUUGUUGGAGUCUUUGUUUCGACGGUAACGGAGGUUCCAAUCUGCAUUUAUGUCUUUCUUUGCAACACUACGACUCUCUCCACCAAAAGUAAACGCUUAGAUUUUUCCUUAAAAAGAGAUCACUGCAGGUAUGCUCUCUGCUUUUCAGAAUUGUAUAGUUUGGCACUCCUAGUUUAGAACUGUGUGCUUCUCCCAGCCAACUUGAGUUGAUUCGUGGUGGACUUUUUGUAUACUAAAUCGGACUCUAUGUCUUGAGUAUUGCGUACCGGAAGAUCUCAUAAGUACCCAAAUUCACUGGCUAUCCCGCAGUCGCUUUCUCUUCACAUUGAUCUGUAUUCAUUUUGUAUCGACUGAAGCAUCAUAGUCGAACGCUUCUCUUUUCCUGCACAAGCCCCCCCCCUCCCAAUCAAUGUUCGCUUUUUCUUGAUUCCAUGCCCAGAGUUCCAUUUUGCGGCAAUAUUUGCCGCCUGUGAUUUUUAAGCGGCCGAGUGCUUUAGGUAGUUAUAAUGACCCCGUAGUACCGUCGGGUCUAUGGAGCCCCACUUGUUGCUUAUUAGACUACACAAAUGACUGUUUAUUGUGCAUAGUGACCCCUCGAACUGCUCGCAAUAGCAUUACGUGUACGUGACAUAGCACACACAUUCAGUUUCUCUAGUAUAACAACUUCACUUUUUUCUUGGAUAUUAUAUUUUCUUAUAAUUAUAUUCAUAUACAUGUA